AACUUUAACUCCCUCAUGUCCUUCGGCAGAGACAUGGAGCUGGAGCACUUUGAUGAGCGGGAUAAGGCGCAGAGAUACAGCAGAGGGUCGCGGGUGAAUGGGCUGCCCAGCCCAACGCACAGCGCCCACUGCAGCUUUUACCGAACCCGCACUCUGCAGACCCUCAGCUCCGAGAAGAAGGCCAAGAAAGUUCGUUUCUAUCGAAACGGAGAUCGAUACUUCAAAGGGAUUGUGUAUGCCAUCUCCCCAGACCGGUUCCGAUCUUUUGAGGCCCUGCUGGCUGAUUUGACCCGAACUCUGUCCGAUAACGUGAAUUUGCCCCAGGGAGUGAGAACAAUCUACACCAUUGAUGGGCUCAAGAAGAUUUCCAGCCUGGACCAACUGGUGGAAGGAGAGAGUUAUGUGUGUGGCUCCAUAGAGCCCUUCAAGAAGCUGGAAUACACCAAGAACGUGAACCCAAACUGGUCUGUGAACGUCAAGACCACCUCGGCUUCCCGGGCAGUGUCGUCACUGGCCGCUGCCAAAGGGAGCCCUUCGGAGGUGCGGGAGAAUAAGGAUUUCAUUCGGCCCAAGCUGGUCACCAUCAUCAGAAGUGGGGUGAAGCCACGGAAGGCUGUCAGGAUUCUGCUGAACAAGAAAACUGCUCAUUCCUUUGAGCAGGUUCUCACUGAUAUAACCGAUGCCAUCAAGCUGGACUCGGGUGUGGUGAAACGCCUGUACACCCUGGAUGGGAAACAGGUGGUGUGCCUUCAGGACUUUUUUGGUGACGAUGACAUUUUUAUUGCAUGUGGACCGGAGAAGUUCCGUUACCAGGAUGAUUUCUUGCUAGAUGAAAGUGAAUGUCGAGUGGUGAAGUCUACUUCCUACACCAAAAUAGCUUCAUCAUCCCGCAGGAGCACCACCAAGAGCCCAGGACCUUCCAGGCGCAGCAAAUCCCCUGCAUCAACCAGCUCAGUUAAUGGAACCCCCGGUAGUCAGCUCUCUACUCCGCGCUCCGGCAAGUCACCAAGCCCAUCACCCACCAGCCCAGGAAGCCUGCGGAAGCAGAGGAGCUCUCAACAUGGCGGCUCCUCUACUUCACUUGCAUCCACCAAAGUCUGCAGCUCAAUGGACGAGAACGACGGACCUGGAGAAGGUGAAGUGUCAGAGGAAGGCUUCCAGAUUCCAGCCACAAUAACAGAACGAUAUAAAGUCGGAAGGACAAUAGGAGAUGGAAAUUUUGCUGUUGUCAAGGAAUGUGUAGAAAGAUCGACUGCUAGAGAAUAUGCUCUGAAAAUUAUCAAGAAAAGCAAAUGUCGAGGCAAAGAGCACAUGAUCCAGAACGAGGUGUCUAUUUUAAGAAGAGUGAAGCAUCCCAAUAUCGUUCUUCUGAUUGAAGAGAUGGAUGUGCCAACUGAACUGUAUCUUGUCAUGGAAUUAGUAAAGGGAGGAGACCUCUUUGAUGCCAUUACUUCCACUAACAAAUACACUGAGCGAGACGCCAGUGGGAUGCUGUACAACCUGGCCAGCGCCAUCAAAUACCUGCACAGCCUGAACAUCGUCCACCGCGACAUCAAGCCAGAGAACCUACUGGUGUACGAACAUCAAGAUGGUAGCAAAUCACUGAAGCUGGGCGACUUUGGGCUGGCCACCAUUGUUGAUGGCCCCCUGUACACAGUCUGUGGCACCCCAACAUAUGUGGCUCCGGAAAUCAUUGCAGAGACUGGAUAUGGCCUCAAGGUGGACAUCUGGGCAGCUGGUGUGAUCACUUACAUCCUGCUGUGUGGUUUCCCUCCGUUCCGUGGAAGUGGUGAUGACCAGGAGGUGCUUUUUGAUCAGAUUUUGAUGGGACAAGUGGACUUUCCUUCUCCGUACUGGGAUAAUGUUUCUGAUUCUGCAAAGGAGCUCAUUACCAUGAUGCUGUUGGUCGAUGUCGAUCAGCGAUUUUCAGCCGUGCAGGUCCUUGAGCAUCCCUGGGUUAACGAUGACGGCCUCCCAGAAAAUGAACAUCAGCUGUCAGUAGCUGGAAAGAUAAAGAAGCAUUUCAACACAGGCCCCAAGCCGAAUAGCACAGCAGCUGGAGUUUCUGUCAUAGCAACCACCGCUCUUGAUAAGGAGAGGCAGGUUUUCCGACGAAGACGCAACCAGGAUGUGAGAAGCCGGUACAAGGCACAGCCGACUCCGCCUGAACUCAACUCAGAAUCAGAAGACUACUCCCCAAGCUCCUCGGAGACUGUUCGCUCCCCAAACUCGCCCUUUUAAUAAGACCCUUUUACUCGAAGUCCUAGCUUAACCCUUUGAGACUCUGAGAUAUUUUUUCCAAAUUUAUGUAAAAACAGUUUCAUCUGAUCUAUCUAGCACUCAAUGCUUGAAUGGCAGAACAGAAAGUGUGUGUUCUGGUAUCUUUCGUGGCGAUUUCCCUUUGUAGCUGAAUGAGAUGACAAAUUGUUGUUUGUGAAGAUGGCAACUUGUUGCUGAUACAGUCCUCAAAGGGUUAAGGCUAAUUUGCAACUUUUUUAAACAUAGAAGUAAUGAAUGUUUUCAUCCUGUCAAGCUAGGAUCUGCAGUAUGUAAUAUAGCACAUGUUAACCCUCUGAGUGCAUAGGAUUUUAUGGAGAAGGCUUGGGGAAUUUUUCAGGCCUUUGGAUGUAUAUGCACAUGUUUCUUGAUUUUGCUGCAGAUCAAGGAGUGUUGUUAGAUGCUGAGAUGUCCAGAUAAGAAGGGCAUCUAGAAUGAUGUCUUGCUUGUCCUUUUUUGUGGGUUUAGAACAUGGCAGGUUUAUAACUUAUGCAUAAGCACCCCUCUUCUUCACAAUCCUAUUAAGGAAGGGACUUUUUUCGUUAGAGGUAUGACUGUCAGCUGCCGUGAGUCCUGCAUCCUGAGUGGAGGGAACUGGGUCUGUGCCAGACAGACUGACUCAGGAAAAAGAUGGUGCCCUCUCCCCCAAAUUGUCUCCAUAUGAAGAUGUGCUGAUGACACCCCAGAAAUGCUGCUUCCACAUCAGCUGCUACUAGUGCCAGUGCAGACCCUCGGGAAGUCACCAUACCUUGUCUUGUGGUUGGUGAGUGAGGGUCUGCCUACUCAAUAUGAGACAUUUAUAGGAAAAAACAACUGGUGGAAAAGAGCAAUAAAUUGCCAGGUGCUCUAUAGGGCUGGAAUUUCAAAUAGAAAGAGGAAACAAGAUCCUGUUCUUUUUCUCACCUGCUUUUUCAUGCACUGCAGUCUUCAGUGUGAAAUCCAAAUAGAGUAUGAAAUCCAUACAGGAGCGCUGGGGCAGAGAGGACUAGAGGCAAGUGCUUUGCAAGGUGGCCGAGGAGAAAGCACAGUGGGAAAACAAUCCAGAAUGUUCUAAAAAUAAGUUUUAAGGGAAUAAACCACUAGUAGAUAAUUUCAUGUGCACCUUUAGGUUACCUACAUAUAGUCUCCCAGGAAGAACAGGAUGGGAGACUUAGAGGAUGAAACUUCCAUUCCCUAAGAUGACCUUUUUAUAUCACUGUCUUUAGCUGUCCAGAGGCACAUGUUUUUCUCUCUGAGGGCCAAGUCCUACCUGAGACGUGUAUUUUCACUCCUGUUACCAAAUCUUUGUCCCUAGCCCUGUGUCUCCAGUAAGUUUCUUCUGGAAUGUGUUGUAUUUCAGAAUGGCCUGCCACUCCCUGUACGUCACUGCAAUGCUUAGAGAGGAGGCAAGCUAUGGUGUCUUGGAGGCAGGGGCCCAACUCAAGCAUCCUCCUAAGGUUUGCUCAGCUUUGUCACCCAGGAGACAACCAGUGAGUGAUGUCUCAUGAAAUUUGCAUCUGGAUGGCUGAACAGCACUUACUGUCUCUGUUUUGAAUACACUUCAGUAUCUGAAAGUCUUGAAAUUUGUAUGCGACCUAAUCAGUUCUUUAUUUUCAAAUACACAUUGGUCUUCAAUUGCUGCUUUUUCCUCUUCAACUCAUAAACUAUGGUCUAUGUUGUUAUAGACUGUAAAAUCACAACAUGUCAUAACUUUUGCAACGUAGUCUCCCCAGUUUUUCACUCUUCCACGUUUAGGUUUCUCUCUUUGGUCUGUCUGGUCCUGACAUGUAAAUGCUGGAUCACUUAUUGAGAGUUUUUUCCCUUUUUAGAGAGUCCUGAAAUAAUAACACACAACAUCACAAUGUAGCACAGAUCAGUUGGUUUUUUGGAGAGAGGGGGAGGGCAGAACACCAGAAGGGUGUUGGUGUGUAGGGAGAUUCCAUAUAAGUAAAGUACCCUGAACUGGUCAGAAAUUACUGCUUUCUCUAGAACUAUAAAGCAAAGCACUAUUGUAAGUAAGACCAAGGAGUAGCUAUAUAGCUUGGCCGCAACUCUAAAUGUAUAAAUAUGAAGACUCUUAUGGGCAGAGACCUUCCUGCAAUAGAUUGUCACUUUCCUUUCUUUCUCUGAAUUACUGCUUUUCCUGUGGGCAUUACAUGUUUUGCUACAGCAUCUAGUGUACAGAACUUCUAGUGCAUGGCUCAGGCCUUUCUCCAUUCAAGUCUGGGGUGACUGUGGACCAUGUGAAGCUGUGGAGUGUUUCUCAGCACGCUGCAGAGGGGCAGCUCAGAAGAAUGCAGGGCCCAUUCAGCACGGGGAUCCCAGCGCAUCACUGUAGAAUUUGAGUGAUCUAUGCUGAAUAAACAGUGGAAUGUGACCUGUCAAGUAGAAAUAUUGAGUAAUCAGAUGGAAUGCAAUCUUUUCAGCAUUAAGCUAUCGAGAUCCUGAAUGUCAGAGGUGUACUCAGAGGGUUAACAGACAAGCACAAGGCAUGCUGAUUAUGUUGGUGUAUCCAGACUGCUUCGCUUUUUGCCAGUGCUUUCUAAUUUUUUUCAUGACAUUCUUGGGAUAGUUCAAGUUUGAAAUAAUUAAGUGGUGGUGUUCUUCAAGGAAUUUCUAUAACCAAAUUGAUCUUAUUUUUUAUUUCACUUUAUCAUAGAAUAAAUAUGUACCAUUAUGGCAGUGUAUCUCUGUAAUUAUCAACUUAAUCAUUGCCACCGGUGUUUCCAUACUUUUUUCCUGGUAUUUAAUAUAGCUCUUAUGGUGGUGGCCUGGUGGUGGGGACUGUCUUUCCUUUAUUGAUACAUGACCAACCAUAUGGUGUUUUCAAGGGAAUUUUAAGAUUCAUCUCUUCUGUUCGGUAGUAGACUAGUUGAGGAAGAACUCCUUCAUUACAUGCAUCGUGUAAAUCAUCUCCAUAGCUGAGAACUGUUCAUACUGAUGAACAUGUUUUUUCUCAACCGUGUAGCAGAAAUCAUUUUAUUCGUCCUAAUCAAUGAAUAUGUGAUUUGCUCCAAAUCGUUAGAAAGAAAAAUAAGAUUUCAGUCACUGAAAAUGUUUUUACUGUAGCCCUCAUCUAACUUACACGUGGUGCAUAUUAAAAUAAGCAGAAGAAAAAAUGUGAAUAAACUGCUGAAAACGUUUGGUGUUUUGUAUUCAGUGAGACCUUCCUGCAGCCUGCUCAGCACCCCCAUGGGUGGUGGUUAACAGGCCCGUCAGAUACUGUUGAAAGAAAGCAAUAUAUCCGUGAAUGAAGGCUAAAAUUGCAAUCCUUUACCCUUUGAGGCAUAUUUCAGUUGGAAAAAAAAGAGAAGAAAA
Molecule: messenger RNA, 5574 nt
Organism: Ceratotherium simum simum (southern white rhinoceros)
Lineage: Eukaryota; Metazoa; Chordata; Mammalia; Perissodactyla; Rhinocerotidae
Source: RefSeq, a predicted model, not a curated record